This is a messenger RNA of Funneliformis caledonium, 441 nucleotides long. The record is from the annotation of a GenBank genome assembly. NCBI's taxonomy places the organism in Eukaryota, Fungi, Glomeromycota, Glomeromycetes, Glomerales, Glomeraceae.
AUGAAUUAUGUAAUUGCCAAUCCUGAAAAAUCAUUCCAAAUUUUUGAGGAAAAAGAUGUUGAUAAAACUGAUGUUAAGUUUAAUGACUCUGAUAAGAAGUAUGAGAUUCUGGAUGAUGGAGAGUACAGCAAUGCAGACAUUUUUUCUAAUCGCUCAGAAACUCCUAUCACUAAUACAACUGAAAACAAUGAUAAUCACGAAACACAUGACUUUUGCCUUGACGAAUUUGCAAUGAAUUAUGCAAAAAAAUAUGCAACUUCAAUGAUUACUGAAUUUGAAAAAGAAAAAGUACAUGUGGAUUGGUUUGGAUCUGACAUUAAUAUACAAUUAGAGGUAGAAUCAAUUUGGACUUCAUCAGUGGAUGAUAAUGAAAACACUGAUUAUGAGUUAAAUGAUUUCAUUUUAAUUGAGAUCAGGAUGGCGCUCAUAAACACGGCUUAA